Molecule: messenger RNA, 4899 nt
Organism: Notolabrus celidotus (New Zealand spotty)
Lineage: Eukaryota; Metazoa; Chordata; Actinopteri; Labriformes; Labridae
Product: integrin alpha-5-like
Exons: 30
Coding region: 163-3327 (1054 amino acids)
Biological process (GO): cell-cell adhesion; angiogenesis; cell adhesion mediated by integrin
Cellular component (GO): external side of plasma membrane; integrin complex
Molecular function (GO): integrin binding
Source: RefSeq, a predicted model, not a curated record
AGUCACUCAGGAGCUGUGCAGAGGACCUGUUAGAUCUGAAGGGAUUACUAAGGACUCCUGACUUUAUGACAACAACCGGAGCUGUCGUGCGUAAGGAACAACACGGAUGAUGCGUGUUGCGCUUCAGCCGUUCAAUGACAGAAGAGACGCGCAGAAGAAGAGAUGGGAACCGCUGCUGGACUUUUACCUACCCUGCUAUGGGGGAAAUGUAGUAGGUACUCCAUGUGGGCUGUACCUGUAGUGGUGGCUGUGGUUCAGCUUUGCACUGCUUUCAACUUGGACACAGAGUCACGCGUGGUUUUCACAGGACCGCAGGGGAGUUAUUUCGGAUACUCUGUGGAGUUCUUCGGUAACUCAUCCAGUACCAGUAUUUUGAUCGGGGCUCCGAAGGCUAACACCAGCCAGCCCAACAUCACUGAAGGAGGAGCGGUGUACCUGUGCCCCUGGAGCCAAGCUAACUGCAGCCUAAUCAACUUUGACAAGCAAGGUGAUCGAUAUUUUUAUAUAAAUGAUGUGAAUACUCAGGUUGAGUUCAAGUCCCAUCAGUGGUUUGGAGCAACUGUGCGAUCUCAUGGCAACAGUGUCCUGGCUUGUGCUCCUGGGUAUUACUGGAGGACUGAACACGACGCACCCUUUGCUGAUGUGACAGGAACCUGCUACCUCUCUGUAGACAGCCUUAAAACGUUUGUUGAGUACGCCCCUUGCCGAACAGAACGACAUGGACCUGCUGGACAGGGCUAUUGUCAGGGCGGAUUUAGUGCAGACUUCACAAAGGAUGGGAGAGUUGUGCUUGGAGGACCAGGCAGCUUUUACUGGCAAGGUCAGCUGAUCUCAGCCACCACAGAGGAGAUUGUUAAGGCCUACUACCCCUCUUACUUUCUGCUGUCAGUCAACGGACAGAUUCAGACUCGACAGGUGCAGGGGAGCUACGAUGACAGCUACAUGGGUUACUCUGUGGCUGCUGGCGAGUUCAGUGGGGAUGAUGAGGAAGAUUUCAUCACAGGCGUUCCUAAAGGACUCAUGCUGUAUGGAGUAGUGUCCAUAUUAAAUGGAGGAGAUAUGACGUCUCUGUUCAACUUGGCAGGAGAGCAGAUGGGGUCCUACUUCGGCUAUGCAGUGGCAUCCACUGACAUCAACAGCGACGGUUUGGAUGACCUUGUGGUGGGAGCUCCAAUGUUCAUGCGCCGAGGGUCCAGUGGGCGCCUGGAGGAGCUGGGUAAGGUGUAUGUAUAUCUUCAGAGAGAACCUCUUCUGCUGGAGCCCGGUCGGUCCCACCUCCUGGGUCAACAGGCCUAUAGCUGGUUUGGCUCCUCGCUGGCUCCUCUGGGUGAUCUCAACCAGGAUGGAUUCAAUGACAUGGCUAUCGGCUGUCCCUACGGAGGAGACAACCAACACGGGGUGGUUCUUAUUUACAACGGUCACACAGGAGGUUUGAUGGACACACCCACUCAGACUCUGUCCGGCCAAUGGGCUUCCAGCUCCUUCCCUGCCAGCUUUGGAUAUGCUCUGAGAGGAAACAGAGACCUGGAUCAGAAUGGAUACCCAGAUCUGAUUGUUGGUGCGUUUGGGGUUGAUAAAGCUGUGUUAUACAGGGCUCGGCCAAUAGUGAGCGCCAGUGCCUCUCUUACCGUGCAGCCCACCAUGUUCAACCAGGAGGAGAAGACGUGUGAGCUGUUCACAGAGACUGGGACCAUUGCUGUGUCCUGUGUCAGCAUCGGGUUCUGCCUGCAGGCUAAUGGGAAGCACCUCCCCUCUGAUCUAGGCUUCAUGGUGGAGGUUCAGUUGGACAGUGGGAAGCAGAACCAGAAAGAGUCCAUCAGGAGGACUCUGUUCUUAGACAGCCAGCAGAGCAGCCUGCUGAAGACCUUUAAACUCGCCGUUGGAGACCGCUCGUGCCAUGAAGCAAAGAUCUACCUGCGGGGUGAAGAUGAGUUCAGGGAUAAACUCUCUCCCAUUUUCAUCAGCCUGACCUUCAGUCUGGAUCCCCAUGCUUCUGUGGACCAGCACGGUCUCAGACCAGUCCUGAAUUAUCAGACUGAACAGCCUAUAGAGCAAAAGGCCCAGAUUCAGCUCGAUUGCGGAGAGGACAACAUCUGCGUCCCUGACCUCAAGCUGGCUGUUUAUGGUGACAGACAUGAGGUCUACCUGGAAGAUGAGAACUCCUUGAGUCUGACCUUCAGUGCCAGAAACGAGGGAGAGGGAGGGGCGUACGAGGCAGAGCUCUAUGUGGUGCUCCCCCCACAGGCUGACUACAGCGGGAUCGCACGCAACAAUGUGAGCUUGACUGAGCUGACGUGCAGCUAUGAAGCAGAAAACCAGACCCGCUAUCUUGUGUGUGAUCUGGGAAACCCCAUGAAGUCUGGGACCAGUUUGUUGGCAGGCCUUCGAUUCACCGUCCCCAGACUCAAGGACACUGAGAGCACCGUACAGUUCGAGCUCCAGAUACGGAGUAAAAAUGCGAAUAACUCAGAGAGUGAAGUUGUGCUGUUGGAGCUGGAGGUGGCUCCGAUGGCUGAUGUCAUUCUGCAGGGUGUUUCUCGUCCAGACAAAGUGUUUUUUCCUCCUCCAAACUGGGCUGUCAGUCAGAGUCUGAGGGAGGAGCAGGACGUCGGCCCUGAGAUCCUGCAGGUCUAUGAGUUGUUGAAUAACGGUCCCAGUGCGGUCAGCCAGUCCACCUUAAAGGUGAGCUGUCCUCUGAGGGCUCAAGGCCAGGAGCUGCUCUACCCUGUGCAAGUGAUCACUGAGGGGCCGCUGAGCUGCUCCUCCAAGCUUACGUUAAACGCACUGCAACUCAAGCUCCAGCCUCCAGUAGAAGACGGUCCCAGUUUACUGAAAUCCAACACUGAGCACCAAAUCCACAGGAGGGAGGUGAACAGAGACGCUCUGUCUGAACAAGGAAACCUGACCUGCUCCACAGUGGAGUGCUGGCAGCUGCAGUGUGACGUGGGGCUGCUGGGGAGAGGAUCCAGUGUCAUCCUGACUGUGCGCUCCAGACUGUGGGCUGAGACCUUCAUCGAGAGGGUUUACAAGCAGUAUGUUCUGGAGUGCUCCGUUCAGUACAACGUCAACAAGAUGCCUUAUUCUAUUCCUCCCAAGGUCAAGCCGUCCGGGUCCCAGAUGGUGGUGACGGCCGUGAUGUGGAACAAGCCGGACAGUUUGUUUUAUGUUCCAGUGUGGAUCAUCAUCCUGGCCAUUCUAGCUGGGCUGCUGUUACUCUCCUUGCUCAUAUAUCUACUAUACAAGAUGGGCUUUUUUAAACGGUCAGAUCCAUACGGUACGACCAUGGAGAAGGCCCAGCUCAAACCCCAGGCGUCCUCCGAGGCGUAGACCCAAGCCUCCUCCCUGCAGCUGUCCUACAAAACUGGAAUUAUCCCAAACAAACAAGGAAACUUGCAAAUGAUCAACAGGCAACCCAUUUAUGAAGGGACAGAUAUGGGAUGCUGUAUCACUGGAAUACACAAAAUCUGGUGCUGCACUAAAACGCCAAAGCAGAAAGGACUGCAAGGAUCAUGCAGUUGAAUAUGCACUGCUGUUAGAGACAUGCAUUUGUACAAUCAGAGCGACAAACAUGAGGCAGAAGCUCUCCUCUGAAGCCCAUCUAUGUUGAGAACUGCUUCAACUUGAAUAUCAGUUUCUGUUAAUCUGGGAAAAAUGGACGUCACAGCUGAUACAGGAUCAAAACUGAACCUCAAACAAAAGGCACUCAAGCUUCAAAAUGUUGUCUCUCUCAAACGUUUGUUCAAAACUGUGGCAUUUCAUAUUUCCAAAACUCCUGCUUCUGUAUGAUUUAUACACCACUGUUGAAUACAUCUUUGAUGAUGCUACAUACUUCAGUCAUGACUGCAUGGCUGUGGCUUUCAGCCUGGAGAAGAUAUCUUCAGGUGGUGUCCAACCUUCACUGGGCGUUUCGACCCUAAACCACAACGCCAUCCAGUUGGCGGGUCCAGCAGUGAUGGACAGUCACUGCCCAUCUUCUCCUGGCCCCCAGCUCAACUCCUUCCUCCUAUUCCAGAGCCAACAAGAUGCUCUUUCCCAACCUGCGGACAGCUGUCUUCCUCUCCCCUCCUGCUACUCCCAGCGCUGAGUGUCUUCCACACAGACUGUGCCGGGAAACCCCUGCACCUGACCUCAACUGGGAAUAGCCAGGCCUGCCAUCCCUUGUCCCUGCAAUGCUGGACAAGGUCCUGGUACUUGGAGGCCUCCCAUACGCCUCCUCACAACCAUCUUCCCACGGGACCGUCAGUUCGAUAAGGAUGAUCUUUUUUGACUCCUCUGACCAUAAGACCAAGUCGGGCCACAAUGAUGUUUGCACAAACCGGGGGAAGACUAGUCUCCUUCCCAGGUCCACUCUCAUCUUCCACGAUUGUGCUGCUUGGAGAAGGCCCUUCUUGAUCUUCUUGGGGGCUGGGGGUUUCUGCCCUUCCCUACUUUCCUGAUGAACUGUAUGGAUGGUGUAGGUCUCUCAUUGGUCUGCCGCUUUUUCAGUCCCUCUCGCUCCAAGGUGUCGGCCAGUGCACAGAGGACCUUGUCGUGACAUCUGUAUUUUCCCUGGUUAAGAGCAGUCUUGCAUCCCGCCAGUAUGUGACCACAAACAAAAGGCACUCAAGCUUCCAAAUGUCUUCUCUCUCAAACGUUGUUCAAAACUGUGUUUGCAAUGUGGACAUUUCAUAUUUCCAAAACUCCUGCUUUUGUAUGAUUUAUACACCACUUGUUAUUUAUGGCACAGUGUUAUUGCUCUUAGUUGUUGAAUUUUGUGUUGUCUGCAGGACAAUGAUGAAACUGCAAUGUUUAACUUGAAUUCUUCCUCUCCCAUAUUGGGAGGUAUUUGUGUCUGUUAUGUAAUGUUUAUUGUGCUUUGACCCACUGGUGUCCAGAAUAAAGCCUUAUUUUGUAUAUCCA